GAGCAGUUGUCACCGAUGUGUAACCCAUAGCCAGGCACCGAUAUCCCUGGCAUGUUCCUUCUAGCCGCUCGUGGCAAAUGAUUCGCGUUUUACUGGAGUUUGGCCUGAUGCGUAGAGGCGAGACUGAGGAUCGUCGCUGGCGAGAACCAAUACUAGUAAAAUCCUAAAGGCGCUGCCUCUCAUUUUCUGGGCCUGGGUUUCCCCCGUUUCUCUUGACAUGUCUUCUCGUUCCACAUCUAUUCCUCAUCGUACUUCAGUCUCCUCGACUACAUCGACACAGCAUUCCCAGACCCAGUCACUGGCUCCCACUCAACAGAGAUCUCGCCAGCAACCUCAGAGGCUUACUGCGCAACAACUUGCCGAGCGGGUCAUCUCGCCAGCCUCACUUCUGUUCCCUGGCGGUGCCCCGCCUUUCAGACGAGAAACCCAGCAAGAGCGACCACUACGCACAGAGAUGGAUCGGAGGCAUCCCAGCUCGUUCCAACAGCUGGAAAAGCUAGGAGAGGGGACGUACGCCACCGUCUACAAGGGGCGAAACCGACAGACCGGUGAACUCGUCGCCCUGAAAGAAAUCCACCUCGACUCCGAAGAAGGCACGCCGUCGACAGCGAUCCGAGAAAUCAGUUUGAUGAAGGAACUCAAACAUGAAAACAUUGUCACUCUGCACGAUGUCAUACACACCGAGAACAAGCUCAUGCUGGUCUUCGAAUAUAUGGACAAGGACUUGAAAAAGUACAUGGACGCACGGGGGGAUAGGGGCCAACUCGACCAUGUCACCAUCAAGAGAUUUAUGCAAGAUCUACUUCGGGGCACAGCAUUUUGUCAUGAGAAUCGAGUCCUCCAUCGGGACCUGAAGCCCCAAAAUCUCCUGAUCAACACGAAAGGGCAGCUGAAGCUGGCGGAUUUCGGCCUUGCAAGAGCAUUUGGGAUUCCAGUCAAUACCUUUUCCAACGAAGUGGUCACGCUGUGGUACAGAGCGCCAGAUGUGCUUCUUGGGUCAAGGACAUACAACACGAGCAUCGACAUCUGGUCUGCGGGCUGCAUCAUGGCCGAGAUGUACACUGGCCGGCCCUUGUUUCCGGGGACGACGAACGAGGACCAACUUCAAAAGAUUUUCAGGCUCAUGGGGACGCCGUCGGAGCGGACAUGGCCCGGCAUCUCUCAGCUCCCCGAGUACAAGAGCAACUUCCCAUCUUACGCUACGCAGUCGCUGGCGAUUCUCUUGCCGCAGAUUGACCAGUUAGGGCUCGAUCUGCUGGGCAAAUUGCUGCAGCUCAGGCCAGAGAACAGAAUCAGCGCCCAAGACGCUUUGAGGCAUCCGUGGUUUUCGGAUCUGCCAAACUACGCUGGACACGGAAGGACCCAUGUUAGCUCGACGAUGCAGCAGCCUGGACAGUUGGGACAUCAGGGUGGAGUUGCAGGAGCGUAUGGUGCUCAACCUGGUUUGGUAGGCUCUGGUGGCGCAUAUUGACCCGUUUGGUGAUGAGAGACAUAUCCUUUUGUCUGCAUGAGUGAAAUGAGAGGCAAUGUGACGGUCUCCAUGAACCAUUACACCUGAGAGUUGUUCAAUGUUGGCGGGGGAUGUGGAAAUGGUUUGAAACACCAAGGUUUACCAUUGUGAUACCCUCGUCUCUUUGAGGAAGCAUCCUGCAGAUAUGGCGUGGAGGGUGGAGGCAUCUCGGUAUGGGUGCAACACAGGCAGGCAUUUCAUCCUUAGGCGCAGCAAUUGAUAGUAUGAGUUGACGACUCCCUAAUCUUCUUGCGUACACGCAGUCCAGUAUCUUGUGUUGGCGGAACAGUUUUGGGGCGUUGAUGAAUUGUUAAAGCA
Messenger RNA from Cladophialophora immunda, 1828 nucleotides. RefSeq names its product serine/threonine-protein kinase pef1. Bases 218 to 1471 code for a protein of 417 amino acids. NCBI's taxonomy places the organism in Eukaryota, Fungi, Ascomycota, Eurotiomycetes, Chaetothyriales, Herpotrichiellaceae. Gene Ontology annotation, biological process: protein phosphorylation. The record is from RefSeq and is a predicted model, not a curated record. Gene Ontology annotation, molecular function: ATP binding; cyclin-dependent protein serine/threonine kinase activity. Gene Ontology annotation, cellular component: nucleus; cytoplasm. The transcript has 2 exons.